Messenger RNA from Guyanagaster necrorhizus, 1239 nucleotides. RefSeq names its product alpha/beta-hydrolase. Gene Ontology annotation, cellular component: membrane. The transcript is spliced from 9 exons. Gene Ontology annotation, molecular function: palmitoyl-(protein) hydrolase activity. NCBI's taxonomy places the organism in Eukaryota, Fungi, Basidiomycota, Agaricomycetes, Agaricales, Physalacriaceae. The record is from RefSeq and is a predicted model, not a curated record. The coding region runs from base 94 to 1098 and encodes 334 amino acids.
CUUUGCCUCGGGGACAAAUAAUUGUCGUCGUCAUUAUCGCGGGAAUUGGAUUUUCCUUUCGAUCCGUUCCACCACCACACCACCACCACCAUAAUGCCGGGAUUCCUGCCGUCUGCUGAAACCUUCGCAAAGGGCGCGUUCGCUACUGCGGCGAUGGUGACGACAACGGCAGCAGCGCUCUUAUACUACGGGCAGAAUUAUCUUAUUUAUCCGUCGGCGUACAUCAGCCUCGGUCCAGAAUUGGACGCUGUCGAGUCCCCAGGUACCUUCGGACUGCACUACGACGACGUCGAAUUGAAGACAUCCGACGGGGUCACCUUACGUUGUUACCUUCUCCCACAGAAAAAAGAGUUUUCACGGCCGACACGCUUUUCGACGAUACCCAUUACGCCGCUCAAUUAUUCGGACACGGAGACGGAUGAGAAACUUGUGGCCCGUCGGCCGACGGUGAUUAUGUUUCACGGAAAUGGAGGCAACCUGGGUCAUAGAAUACCACUUGCGAUGAUGUUUCAACUCCUCAUGCGAUGUAAUGUCCUUAUGGUCUCAUAUCGUGGGUACGGAAAAUCCGAUGGCUCACCCUCAGAGAAAGGCUUCCAACAAGAUGCACAGGCCGCAUUGGAUUACGUCAUGUCUGAUUCGCGGUUUUCUAAGACGCGAAUUUUCGUAUACGGGCAAUCCAUCGGAGGAGCUGUAGCUAUCGACCUCGUCAGCCGCAACCCAAGCAAGAUCUUCGCACUCAUUCUGGAAAACACGUUUACCUCUCUCCCUGCACUCAUCCCGCAUGUCCUACCCAUCCUCGGCCCGUUCACAUUUUUGUGUCACCAAAAGUGGAAUUCGGCUUCGAAGAUUCCGCUGAUACCGGCAAGGACGCCUGUUUUGCUAUUGAGUGGAUCUUCGGAUACGCUGGUCCCACCAGAACAUAUGCGAGAGCUUAGGGAGUUGAUACGCAAGCGGGGUGUCGACGAGGUAUCGAGAUGGGAAGAGUUUGCUGGUGGUCAGCAUAACGAUACGUCGGCGCAGCACGGGUAUUGGCAUGCCAUUAAUGAUUUCGUGACGGGUCUUAUUAUGGCUUCCGAAAAGGAGAAAGCUGCAUGGUAGAAGUGGUUGUUUGAAAUACGAAUCUAAUAUGUACUUUAUAUAUUUUUGUUAUGGAGUUGCUCUCGGGGGAAUGAUAAAUGUAUCGCCCUGCAAGUCCGAGGAUAACCUGCGGUAUUCCUUCGUAUAUAGUGGACAGAUGGU